Anolis sagrei ordinatus is the source of this 2492-nucleotide messenger RNA. RefSeq lists its product as uncharacterized. Lineage: Eukaryota; Metazoa; Chordata; Lepidosauria; Squamata; Anolidae. The record is from RefSeq and is a predicted model, not a curated record.
UCCCUCCCGAGUGUUUGUGGAGGACCCACGUGGCAGCGGCGAGUCACGGUCGCUCCGCAGCGACUGGCAGCCUCGCUCCUCUUUGAGACCAGCGGGUUGCCCAGCCCAGCAUGGAGGGCAGAAGGCUCUGCCGCCUCGCCGCCCUUUGGUGCCUCUUCCUGGGGAAUCUCCUGCCCAUGUCAGGAUGUGGACAGAAUGUGUCAUCAGUUCCAUUCAGCAGUGAUACUGGCAACCUCAGCUCUUGGACAAAUGGAUCAAUUGUUACCAGUACAGAAGACAGCAAUAUCACAGUCACUCCGCACUUCAAUGUCAGCAGCUCUACCCCACCUGAACUUCUGGCGCUUACCACACUUGGAUUCUUGAAUACCACAACAACCCAGAGUACAGACCAUGUCACUAAUAUUAGCAAUGGCAUUCCUUCACUUUCUAGUCCAACAGCAAAACUCGUGGAAGCUAACCAGUCUAUUCUGAAUGAUGUCAAAGCCAUGAAUUUCACGUCUUGGGAUACCUCCGGCCCUAACUCCACAGUUACAGAGACCUCUCAAUCAGAGACACAAGGGCCAACAGCUCCCCAGCCACAAUCUUCCACACUCAGCAGUUUGGAACCUAUGGAAAGGAGACAAGAAACCACACCAGAGACAGGCCAUGAAGCAAUCACAGAGGAAAGCAUUAUCAAAUCCACAUCAACUCCAACUGCUGCUGAUGGAAGAGUUCUUGGGGUUUCAUCUAGUACCAUCACAACAUCUGGUGCUGUCUCUUCCACACUCCUGGUCCACAGUGUCAAACCAGUAGAAACAGAACAACCAGCUAACCACCAUGUACAAAAGGCAGCUGUUGCUGAGAUGGGAGAUGAUGGUGGAGAUCUGCCCAGUAUGAUGGAAUCCACCCCCAUACGGGAGGAUCCACUGAUGAUCGCUGUCAUCUUCAGCUUCACUAUUAUAGUAGGAAUUGUGGCUCUCAUGGGUUUCUUGCGUUAUCGUCAGCACAGUGGUCGUCUACAGUUUCGGCGACUUCAGGAUUUGCCUAUGGAUGACAUGAUGGAGGAUACGCCUCUCUCCCUAUACAGCUACUAAGGAACUUGAAGACCAUGUUGUAAUUCUUCUGAAUCAAAAGAGCUCAAACACAGCAAGGAUCCCAACUGAGAAGAUACUCCUCUCCCAGAUUUGCAAGCUGCUGUGUUGAUUUGCAAGUUGUGUGACUCAGCAAAUUACCCCAUAAGGCUAUCUUCUUCUUUUUGAGAACUGAAGCCAACCUGACCUCUCCCUGUUCCCUUUGUACUUUCUGUGCUUGGAGACAAACAACUCUGGGAAAAGUGUCACAGUCUCUCAUCAGGUGACUGCACUAAUUCAUCAAUGCAAAGGGAGGUCUAGCCUGGAUUCCAAGUAGCAGCACUGCAGGACUCUUACACAAGAAAGUGGUAAAGCAAGCCAGCCCUUUGCGAGUGUUCCUUGCAAAUAUGCAUCCAACAAACUAUGACUUAGAGACAUUGUUGGUUCCCUUCUUGAACUUCAUUUUGUUUUAACUGCACUUAUGCUUCAACUUUUCAUCCAGAGGAGCCAAAGAUGUUUCAAGAGAAAAAGGCAGGAAAAUGGGAAAUGAUUCUUUCCUUAAGAGCCCUUCUGAUCAAACCAAAGCUCAAUUUCAUUUGGCAUCCUGUCUUCACAGCAGCUAGGCAGAUGCCGUGGAAAAGCUCAAACAGAGACUGAAGACAAUCAUCAUAUACUGGUGUUAUAGUCUUAGCAGCAGAUGGUGUUUGGUGACCUGUUGAAUAGUUUGACUCCUCUAGAAGCAUUUCCCUCUUAGCAGUUACAGUGAGUUCAAGGUGAAGUAAAAGAUAGCUGUGAUUUGAACAACACAGGCAGAAAGCAGUGUUUUCUCUGUUUCUCUAGCAAAUUGUGCUGUUCAGCCAUAGCACACGAGAUGCCCGUUAAUUAGUUCAUAUCCAAUCUUUAAAUAUACAUGCCCAGUCCUAACAGCACUGUUUUAAUCCCUGACUGCUAAGCGAAGGGACUCUGUUUUAUAGCUGUCUUUAUUUCUUCCAUUGGAAAAGGUGUCUGGAGAUUCCUGCUGCUUACUUGCUAAUUAGGUCAGCAACAUGAAUAGUCCUUGCUAGAAAGAAGAGUCUUGGGAUGGGCUCUUUCCGUUUACAUUCCCACCUCACCUCCACACUGUUCACACACAUAGUCCUCAUUCCCUACCUGUUCUUUCCCCCUUAUUACAUAGAUUAGAGAAACAACUUUGUGCCUUCUCUGUAAAAGUAAGUCCAAAGUAUUGCAUAUGUCUGGAUGUUAAAGUUAGACUUGCUAGUGCCUAAAUUUUCCAUAUGGUCCCAGGUGUUGAGGUGUAUAGUCUGCCCCUAAUGCUGUUGUAUGAGAGAUAGGAAAGGGGAAUUUACUAUCUUCAAUGUUAGCCUCAAAGAGGUUUCCUCCUCUAAGUGUAGAGGUGUUUCUUGUGUUUUCAUUCUCUUAAACUUCGCUUGUUUUUUCUUGCCA